GCUGCUAGCGGGUGAGUAAAGUUUAGGACGACUUGUGAGUUGUACUUUAUAAAUACCCGAGACGACAUGUUGGGAAAGGAUGGAUGAGGACAGUCUCCUAACACAGUACCAGAACUGGCUGCUUGCUUCCUGUGAAGGUGGAGUAACUACACUAUGCAGUAUUACAGGCCUACUCAGGGAUCGUUUGCUGGAGGAGCCAGAGUUACACGGUGCUCUUCGAAGUGAUGCCUUUUCUUUGAUUGCUUGCAACAUACGACAGAAAAAGGGGUUGCGUUCAGCUUUACAGGAUCUUGCCAAUGCCUUCAGUUUACUUGAACAGGCCUGUCUGCAUCUUUAUUUUACACCAUGGAGGAGAGAGUUUCAUACCAUAAAAACAUACUCUGGAUUGUAUGUGCAUGUUCUGGAAGCAGCUUUGCCUAAGGAUUCAAUCAACACAGUUCUUCAGAGGUUGGGCUACAAACAAGAAAAGGAUGGGCAGAGUUUCUUUCUGUCAGCUCUGCCCCCCAAAAAGACCUUGCCUGCAGUUGCACUUGGCUUUCUUGCUGCUCACUUGGAGUGCUGCAUUUUGUUAGACAUCCUUUCACAGACAGAUUCUGGUGAAGUGACUGGGAUUGAAUUAAUCAGAGAAAGGAGAAGCUCCCGUGGGGUGGCAUCUUGUGUAAGGAGGCUACAGAAGUUAUCAACAUCACCCAUUGCCAAAAAUCCCAGUAGCACAGAGACCUGGAAGAGUAGAGAAGGGUUCAAUUUGUCCCAGCCACAGUUAAAUGAUUUGUGUCAAAAGCCUAUUAUCCAACCCAUGAGGGAUCUGUGCAAAGAACAGCUGAAUACCCUGACACAAGUGGGGGAACUUGGGAAUGAGCCUACAUUUACAGACAUACAAAGUCAGAACCUACAUUUACAGACAUACAAAGUCAGAGGUCAUUUGGAAUGUAGUUUACAUGACUGUGUGUUCUCUGACCUCUCACUGGAUUUUGGAUGUUCAGAGUGUCAGGUGCAACACAGUGCAAACUGUACAGUGAUUGGAGGGUGUAUAUCAUCAGGGCAUAGUAUUUUUCACUUAUCCGUGUCUGAGAAGCAUGAGAUAGUAGAGGAAGCACAAAAGAAAAAGUAUAACAGGCAUUCUUGUCUGCAGCCAGGCAAUCUGCCUCAUUACCGCUGUUCCUUAUGCAAGCAGUUACACUACAUAAAUUGCGAGGAGGUAGCACAUUGUCGUGCACAGGGACACCCGGCAAACAUGAUCAUGUUGGAGAAGGAUCAGAGGAUGUGGCUAAAGCAGAGUGAAAGGGACCUAAAUUUCUUACACCUGCACAUUGCCAAGCAGACAGGAGAUGAAAACAAAGACCAAGCUUAGUCUGUAAUAUGAGGAGAAUAAAGAUUUCCAGUGUGAUAAAACGAUCCGUGCCAGCAGAGCAAUAACAUGUUGUGAAAGCAGCACAGCAAGUGAUCAUCUCUUAUAUCAAUCCUAAAUCUUUAUUGACCUGGUUCUAAAAACACCUUAAGGGCUGUGGAAGACGGGGAGAUUAGACGCCCGCGACAAAUCUCCGUUGUUGCAUGCGACUAAUCUCCUCAAAAUGCCAUCCCACCGGCGGCAUACACGGUGCAACGAUUUCCCCAAAAUCGCAGAAGUUUCCUCUCAAGGCAUCUUCCACGAUUUCGUGGAAAUAGUGGCGCCCCAUAUGCCAUCCCACCGGCAGUUUAAAUUUUCGCUGGUGGGAUGGUAUUUCGAGAUGUGAUGUGAUCGCAAAAAGAAAGCUGUUUAUUGACAGAAUCUGGAAAAGACAACAAUCAAGGGGUGGGUGCAAUCCACUUCCCAUGGAUCCCAACAGGAUAGUAGCAGUUAGUAAUGGCCAUUAAAGGGAAAGACUUUUACAUGACAUUAACGAAUAGGGCUUAU
Messenger RNA from Xenopus tropicalis (tropical clawed frog), 1894 nucleotides. RefSeq names its product spermatogenesis associated 2-like (gene spata2l). The coding region runs from base 80 to 1351 and encodes 423 amino acids. The record is from RefSeq and is a predicted model, not a curated record. Lineage: Eukaryota; Metazoa; Chordata; Amphibia; Anura; Pipidae. The transcript is spliced from 3 exons.